ACUGCAAAACCCAGAAUCCAAAUUAUACAGCUUUUUUGUUCAUCAUUUUCGGGGUUUUGUGUGAUUCCUAUAUAUAUACAUAACAGUAACUGUACUCAACAAUGGCUUUUUCAGUGACGUCUUCACCGGCAGCAAUUCGCAGUUCUUCUCUGUCUUCUUCUUUUGACCAGCUGCCCAGAGCUGCGCAAUUUAGCGCGUUUCAGGCGUUGGAUCGGUCUCAUCUCCCGUCGGCGGCGGCGAAUUUCUCGCGGAGGCGCUGCUCCGCCGUGAGGCAGCUGAACGCGGCGGAGCCGAAGAGGAACGAUUCAAUUGUUCCGUCGGCGGCGACGUUGUCCCCUCCUGAAUUGGUUGAAAAAUUGGAAGAAGAAGACUACGAGAAAUUGGCGGAGGAGCUCACAAAUGCUUCCCCUCUUCAGAUUAUGGAUAAGGCUCUCGAAAAAUUCGGAAACGAUAUUGCAAUUGCUUUUAGUGGAGCAGAAGAUGUAGCACUAAUCGAAUACGCGCACUUAACCGGACGACCGUUCCGCGUCUUCAGCCUAGAUACAGGCCGAUUAAACCCCGAAACCUACAAAUUCUUCGACCAAGUCGAAAAACGCUACAACAUUCGCAUCGAAUACACAUUCCCGGAAGCCGAGGAAGUUCAGUCCUUAGUGAGAACGAAGGGGCUCUUCUCCUUCUACGAAGACGGCCAUCAAGAAUGCUGCCGUGUGAGGAAGGUGAAGCCGUUGAGGCGGGCCCUCAAGGGUUUACGGGCCUGGAUAACGGGCCAGCGGAAGGAUCAAUCGCCCGGGACCCGAUCGGAAGUCCCUGUUGUACAGGUGGACCCUGUUUUCGAAGGGCUUGAAGGUGGGGUUGGGAGUUUGGUUAAGUGGAACCCCGUUGCGAAUGUGAAGGGGAACGAUGUGUGGAACUUCUUACGAGCGAUGGAUGUGCCGGUCAAUACGUUGCACGCGCAAGGCUAUAUAUCGAUCGGGUGCGAGCCUUGCACGAGGCCCGUUUUGCCGGGUCAGCACGAACGGGAAGGGAGAUGGUGGUGGGAAGAUGCCAAGGCUAAAGAAUGCGGGCUCCACAAGGGCAAUAUUAAGGACGAAAAUUCGACCGCGGAGGCUAAUGGGUUAGCCCCUGUUGUCGCGGACCUUUUUGUUACGAAGAAUAUGGUGGAUUUGACUAGGGUUGGGAUUGAGAACUUGUUGAAAUUGAAGGACCGGAAGGAGGCUUGGAUUGUGGUGAUGUACGCGCCUUGGUGCCAAUUCUGCCAGGGAAUGGAAGCUUCUUAUGUCGAGUUGGCGGACAAAUUGGAAGGUUCCGGAGUUAGGGUUGGAAAGUUCCGGGCGGAUGGGGAGGAGAAGGAGUUUGCUCAGAAGGAGUUGAGUUUGGGGAGUUUUCCGACUGUGGUUUUGUUUCCGAAGCAUUCUUCGAGGCCGAUUAAGUAUCCGUCGGAGAAGAGAGAUGUUGACUCUUUGAUGGCUUUCGUUAAUGCCCUCCAAUGAUCGUAAAUUCGUAACAUUACGAAUCGACCCGUUCUGGAGUGUGUGUAUAUGGUAUCGACCCGUGUUUCUACCAUGCUUGAUCUUUAGGUAUAUUCUUGUAUACUUUCACGAUGUAGUUUCUUGUUUUUUUUUUUUUGCGCGGUUUCGGUUUUGUUAGUUAUAAUGUUAGCCAUGUUAAAUGAUCAUUUGAUGUGGAUAAAAAAGUUCAUGGAAUGUAAUGUUAUUGUUUGCAGUU
Messenger RNA from Erythranthe guttata (spotted monkey flower), 1725 nucleotides. RefSeq names its product 5'-adenylylsulfate reductase 1, chloroplastic. NCBI's taxonomy places the organism in Eukaryota, Viridiplantae, Streptophyta, Magnoliopsida, Lamiales, Phrymaceae. The record is from RefSeq and is a predicted model, not a curated record. Gene Ontology annotation, molecular function: phosphoadenylyl-sulfate reductase (thioredoxin) activity. Gene Ontology annotation, biological process: L-cysteine biosynthetic process.